UUCAUGAUGUGUGUAACCCAUAUCUGGAAAGUUGAACAAUGCUUUCUCGCGACUCUUUCCUCUUCCUUUUCCUUUUCUCCUUCCUCAUUACUAGUUUCGGAGCAUCUGCUCAGAAUUUUUUCUUCAUACAGAGUCACUGUACAAAUCUAAGUACGACAAAUGUCUCUAGAAACAUCACUUUCUUGACCAAUCGCAGAACUCUUUUUGCCUCUCUCUCUUCCUCCGACGCCUCAUCAUACUCCACUGGAUUCCAAAACGCUACGGUGGGAGAAGCCCCUGACAUGAUAACCGGUCUUUUCCUCUGCCGGGGGGACGUUACGACGGAAGUUUGCCGUAACUGCGUUGCCUUCGCUAUCAACAACACACUACGUCUGUGUCCGACUGAGAGAGAAGCCGUGAUCUAUUACGACGAGUGCAUGCUCCGAUACUCUGACCGGAAUAUUCUCUCGACUCUUACAUAUAAUGGAGCAUCGACCAUGUUGAACGGUAAUAUUUCAUCUAACCAAAAUCAAAUAUAUGGGUACGAAGAUUUGGUGUCGUCCACAAUGAACAAAGCUGCCAUGGAAGCUGCGAACAGUUCUAGAAAGUUCUGUGCGAUGAAAGCAGAUUCGACCGCACUCCAGACUUUGUACGUAUUGACUCAGUGCACUCCUGAUCUCACAAGAGUAGAGUGCUUGCGCUGUCUGCAAAACUCCAUCAAUGCAAUGCCUCUUUACAGAACUGGAGCAAGAUUUCUUUACCCUAGUUGUAAUUCAAGGUAUGAGCUUUACGUUUUCUACAACGAAACCGCCAUUACAAAACCACCACCACUGCUGCCUCCUGUAUCUACUCCUCCUCCGGUGUCAUCUCCUCCACGACCUGGGAAAGGUGGGAUUUCAAACGCGUUAGUGGUAGCCAUUGUGGUGCCUAUUACAGUGACUGUUGUGCUUUUCAUUGCUGGUUAUUGCUUCCUUGCAAAGAGGGCAAAGAAGACUUCCGGUCCUGCUGCACCAGCCUUUGAUGUUUCUUUAUCUUUCCCUUCUUCUGCGACUUUUAUUGUGCAGCAGGAGAUGAUAUUACAUGUGACAACCCGUUCCGGUACACUUUCAAAUGGGACUGAUGUUGCGGUGAAGAGAUUAUCAAAAUCAUCAGGACAAGGUGACACGGAGUUCAAGAACGAGGUUGUUCUUGUUGCAAAGCUUCAGCAUAGAAAUCUGGUUAAGAUUUUUGGAUUUUCUAUUGAACGAGAAGAAAGGAUAUUGGUGUACGAGUAUGUGCCCAACAAAAGCCUUGAUUACUUCCUCUUUGACCCUGAAAAGCAAGGUGAGCUGGACUGGACUCGACGAUACAUGAUCAUUGGAGGGAUUGCUCGUGGGAUUUUAUAUCUUCAUCAAGAUUCACGGCUCACAAUCAUACACCGUGACCUCAAAGCAGGUAACAUUCUCCUGGAUGAAGAUAUGAAUCCAAAAGUUGCUGAUUUUGGAAUGGCAAGUAUCUUUGGAAUGGACGAAACCCAGGCAAGCACAAGCGUAAUAGUUGGUACCUUCGGUUACAUGUCUCCUGAAUAUGCGAUACAUAGCCAGUUUUCAGUGAAAUCUGAUGUCUAUAGCUUUGGGGUGUUACUUCUUGAGAUUAUAAGCGGUAAGAAAAACGACAGCUUCUACGACACAGACGGCGCACAUGACUUGGUUACAUAUGCUUGGAAGCUUUGGAGCAAAGGAACACCAUUAGACCUUGUGGAUCCAAUUGUUAUAGAUAAUUGCCAAAAGAGUGAAGUGGUCCGAUGCAUCCAUAUCGGUCUUUUAUGUGUUCAAGAAGAUCUUGUAGAGCGCCCGAUCAUGUCAACCAUCUUUGUGAUGCUCACUAGUAAUACCGUAACUUUACCAAUGCCUCAGCAACCAGGGUUUUUCGUUCAGAAAAGACCUGAAAGUGACCAGUGUGUUUCAGGGUCUGUUGACGAUGCACCGAUCACUGAUCUAUAUCCCCGUUGAAUAUGGUGUUAAAAAAAUUAUCGCUGAAUUAUGGAAUUUAGGUUUCAUUUGGAUUUUGAUAGCAAUCGAUCACAAGCUUGAAUUAUGGAAGUCAACCGAUUUGUGGUUGGAGUAAAUUAUUGUGAGAUAAAUAAGAAUGAUGAGAGUUUCCAAAUUUGUUA
Molecule: messenger RNA, 2131 nt
Organism: Camelina sativa (false flax)
Lineage: Eukaryota; Viridiplantae; Streptophyta; Magnoliopsida; Brassicales; Brassicaceae
Source: RefSeq, a predicted model, not a curated record